AUGAAUGAGGAGGAGCUGCGCUCGGAGCUGGAGGGGUUGGCGCUCCUGCUGGACCAGUUCUCGCGCUGGGAGCAGCAGGUGGAGAGCGACCUGGGCGUGUCGCAGCGCGUCACGGAGAAGGCAGCCAAGGACAAGGCACUGCUGGCCGCUGAGAAGAGGAAGCAGGACGAGCUGAUGCUGCGCCUGACGCGCGAGCUGCUGCGCCUGAGGGCCGGCGCGGAGCGGCUGGACGCGCAGCUGGCGCUCAAGGAGCGGGAGGCGGCCGAGCUGGGCCAGCUGGCGGCGGACGGCGGCGCGGACCUGAGCGCGGCGCGGGAGGAGGCGGGCCGGCUGGCGCAGGCCUGGGGCAGCGUGGUGGCCAGCCUGGAGCACCGCGACCGCGCGCUGAUGGCCGUCCAGGGACAGCUCGGGAAGCUGCAGGAGCGCCUGGCGACGCUGGGCAGCGAGGUGGAGAGCUACAAGCGGUCGGCGGACGCGGAGAUGGCGACCGGCGAGCGGCUGACGCUCCUGGCGCACCGGCGCGACGCCGAGGUCCGCGAGCUGCGGCGCCAGCUCGGCGCGGAGGCGGGCCGCCAGGGGAGCCACGAGGCGCAGCUCUGCGCGCUCGCGGACGUGCUGUCCGCCGCCGAGGAGGGUCUGCAGGAGGCGCUACUCGAGCAGCGCGAGCUGGCGCGGGACGAGCGCGCCGCGCAGCAGGAAGCGGAGAAGCUGGCCUCUGAGAAGCUGCGCCUGCAGGCAGAGGUGAUGGACCGGCUGCAGCAGCAGAGCGCGCACGACAAGACCGCGCAGCACGUCAACAAGCUGGUGGUGCGGCUGAGGGAGAGCACCCGCGCCCAGGAGCGCGACAUGGUGGCGGCAGAGAACGAGCUGUCGAAGCUGUCGCUGGGCGCGGAGCAGCAGCGGGCGGGCAACGAGGCGCGGCGCCAGGCGUUGGCAGAGGCGCGGCGCGAGGUGGGCGCGCAGGAGGAGAGCAUGAGGCGGCUGGAGAAGGAGCUGGCGGCCGCGCAGGUGGGCGUGGCCAAGCGCCAGGCCGCCGUGGUGGCCCUCGGCAACCGGCUGGAGGCCGUCGUCGCCAGGACCGGGACGGCGGAGAAGUCCCCCGCGGAGCUGAGGAUCGCAGCGCUGGCCCAGGAGGUCACGGAGACGGCACGAAGCACGGACGAGCUGCAGCACGCGUGGCUGCGUCGCCAGGCGCGCAUCGUGCAGCUGACGCAGCGCGCCGGCGAGCAGUUCGAGCGCACGGACCUGCUGCGCAAACAGGUGGUGGUGAAGGAGCAGAGCUGCGCCCGGCUCGAGCGCGACGCGGCGUCGCUGGAGCGCGAGGAGCGGCAGCUGGCGCGGUCCGUGCGCGCGCUGCAGCACGCCCUGGCGGGGCUGGACGAGCAGCUGUGGCAGCGGCGCGGCCACAAGGACGUGCUGGACCGGGACAACGUCUCAGCCACCAGCGAGUUCCUGGCCUACCUCAAGGAGUGCGAGGGCGCGCACGCGGAACUGCGCGCGGAGCUGGACGAACUGCACGGCGACCAGGACCGGCUGCGCGCGGAGCUGCUGGGGCUGCAGCGCGACUGCCUGGCCUGGGAGAAGAAGCUGCGCCUGGCCACGGACACCAAGCAGAGCAUCGCGCGCGAGCACGGCAGUCGCGGCGACGUGGGCGCCAUGCGCGCCGAGAUACACCGCAUGGAGGUGCGCUACUCCCAGCUGAGGAAGGUGCAGGAGCGGCUGGCGCAGGACCUGGAGCACUGCGUGUCGCGCCGCGCCAUCUUCGUGAGCGCCGCGCAGGCGCGCGAGAAGAGGCUGCAGAGGGCCGCGCCCGUCGCGCGCGCCGCGUUCUGCGGCAAGCUGGACGACCUGGCCGCGCGGAUCAGGCGCACCCUGGCCGAUGCGAGCGCGGCGGAGGAGGAGAAGCGCGCGGCCGAGCGCCGCCAGCAGCAGCUGCUGCAGCAGCUGACGGCGGAGCAGCAGCGGCUGGACCAGCUGCGCGACGAGGCAGCGCGGCUUGAGGGCCAGCUGCAGGCAUGCUGGCUGCACAAGCAGAAGAACCUGGAGCUGCUGGUGCGCAGACAGCGCCGGCUGCGCAUGCUGGAGGACGUGCGGCGCGGGCGGCACAAGCUGCUGUGCCGCAGCGAGGCCGCGCUGGGCGCGGAGCAGCAGAAGCAGGCCGCGACGCGCGCCGGCCUCUCCGCCGUGCUGGAGUCCUUGCUGGCUGACUUCCCCACGCUCGCGCUGCAGUUCUCGCGCAUCCUCAACUACCUGCGCCCGUGACGACUCCCGCGCUUCGUGCUCCGCGCUCCCCGUGCAUGCAAAAUUACCGGCCGCUGCUACAUCUUUAUACUUGCUUUGUCUUCCCUUUACACACCUGUUGACCGAUGCCUGGAGACCAGUUACCUCAGACACUUCGUCAUGACUGUCCCUAAAGAUGGUAUUCUUGUAAUAAUAUUUAUCCCCCCCUCGAAACACCGCUCAACAACCUCACCUGUUAAUAAUA
Molecule: messenger RNA, 2485 nt
Organism: Bacillus rossius redtenbacheri
Lineage: Eukaryota; Metazoa; Arthropoda; Insecta; Phasmatodea; Bacillidae
Product: coiled-coil domain-containing protein 40-like
Exons: 12
Coding region: 1-2262 (753 amino acids)
Biological process (GO): axoneme assembly
Cellular component (GO): cytoplasm
Source: RefSeq, a predicted model, not a curated record